This is a messenger RNA of Stylophora pistillata, 2572 nucleotides long. Its product is annotated as secretory carrier-associated membrane protein 1. Gene Ontology annotation, biological process: protein transport. The record is from RefSeq and is a predicted model, not a curated record. Gene Ontology annotation, cellular component: recycling endosome membrane; trans-Golgi network membrane. Lineage: Eukaryota; Metazoa; Cnidaria; Anthozoa; Scleractinia; Pocilloporidae.
UUCUUUCACUUUUGUAGAAAUACUGUGUGCAUAUUGUUGGAUUGCAGGGUUACAGUCGCUGUUUUUGCUCCCUUAACACAGGGGAGGCUUGACUAUGGCAGGUUUUGAGGACAAUCCCUUCGCUGGGGACUCAGAAAAUCCGUUCGCUGAUCCAUCGGUAGCUUCAGUUACGAACAAUGCCUCUAGAGGACUGGAAGAUUUUAAUCCAUUUGCGGACGCAAACAACUCGCAACCAACAGGCGCUAAGCCUAAGACAACACCAGCUGUCCAACCCCCUCCUCUCCAGCCAACUGCAGCAGCUCCCCCUUCUCAGCCAGCUGUGCUUCCAGCUAAAGAAGAACCUCCUGCUUACGUGAUUGCAGAAGAACAGGAAAAUCUAAGGAAAAGGCAAGAGGAUUUAGAACGUAAAGCGGCAGAGCUUCAAAGGAAAGAACAAGAGUUACAAAGAAUGCAAUUUGGAGGGUAUAGGGAAAACAAUUUCCCACCUCUCCCACAACGGUGUCCUUGCAAGCCAUGUUUCUUUCAUGAUAUCAGCAUUGAUAUUCCCAUUGAAUAUCAGUGGACUUGUAAAAUGGUUUUCAUCAGGUGGCAAGUGUACAGUUUUACAAUGGUUUUCAACUUCCUUGCUGCAUUUGCCUUGCUUGUUAAGGGUGCUGACCAAGUACAUGAGGGAGAAACUUUUGGAUUAUCCAUACUCUACCUAAUUGUAAAUGUUCCUUUUUCAUUUCUUGGUUGGUACCGACCAUGCUAUAAUGCUCUGAAGAAUGACAGCUCCUUCAGCUACAUCAUAUUCUUUCUCAUCUACUUUCUUCACAUAGGACUUAAUAUAUUUUACUGUCUUGGUUUUCCUGGUGGUGGAACCUGUGGUUUUAUCAAUGCAACUCAAGUAAUUCACCAAGAUGUAGCUGUGGGAGCCAUGAUGUUCAUAGCAGCACUAUUGUUUUUAGUGGGUGUCAUUGCGGAUAUUAGCCUCCUUAUGAAGGUCCACACGAUCUACCGAUUAGCUGGUGCGAGUCUGCAAAAGGCACAGGGUGAGUUUGCAAGUGGUGUGGCUUCCAAUCCACAUGUGCAGAGUGCUGCAACCAAUGUUGCUGCUGCUGGAGUGCGAAGUGCCAUGACCAAUCAGAAGUGAGCAGUACUGGAAGUGGAAGGAAGUACAAUUACACGUUUGAAGAAAUGCAUAAUCACAGGCUGUGUAUGGAUAUGUUUUGCCCAUACAUUGAUGAUCACGUAUUUUUGGAACAUUUUUCUAAUUAUAUUCUUGUGUAGAACCAUUUUCAUUGUUUGUGAGAGAUGAGAAAUUAUGGUGCCACAGUAUUUGCUUUGAAAAGCAUAGUUUUUAGUUUAAUCAGUACAAGUUGAACUAGCCUUUAAAAAUGUAUCAACACUUAUAUGAUAAUUUCCUGGUUUUGUUUUGGUUUCCAGGAUUCAAUAAGACCAAAAUUGGGGAAACUAGGAAAGUGUUAAUGGUCUUUUUCAACCAUACCUUAAAGUAAUCUAGGGCUUUCUUUUACUGUGAAAAGAUCCGGAUAACCUGGAAGAAAGCCAAGGCAAAAAGAUUAUGUGCCGAGAGUUUUGUUAGCUUGUGCAAGCGUCAGUCCUGUGUAAUUUAUUCAAGUGUAAGGCCAUUGUAGUGAAUUGGAGAAAGAAAUUGGGAGCUUCAAGAACAAGGGUUGAGAAAUGUAGGAGAGAUGAUCUAGAUGCCCAGAACAAGAGAAAAUUUGGACAAUUUAAGAUGGGAGAAGAGCUUAUGAAUGACAGUAGUAACUGUUAUUCUUUUAUAUGAUAAGCCAUCCUGUUCUUUGCUCUAUAGUCAUCAGUAAAAAUUUUCAUUCCAAAAAGUGGGCUUAGAAGGCUGAUAAACUAGUACAGAAAAGGAUACUAAUGAUGUCCACCAUUUAAAAAAAGAGGUUUAGUUCAUCUUAGAAUAAAGCAAGCCUAAGGAGAAGUGUACUAAGUUAAAUAUUAGCCCAAUUUGUUACAGUGUACAAUCCUGAUUUGGGUUUAUUUUUGGUUAGGGUUGAAUGAAUCUGCAGUAAAUUAAAAUUAUAUGAUUUAUUUAUCUAAUAUAAGGUAGCAUUAACAUCUAGUUUGGCCUAGCCAAAGUCUUAAUUUGUAUCGUAGAACAUACAGGUAGCAAACUAUUGUAUAUCUAGUGACACUACUUUUGCAAAGUUUAUGGGUUUCCAUUCAUUUCACUUAAGAUUGAGGGGAGCAUUUGAAAAGUGAAGUGUUACACUGAAAAGAAGUUUGUUCUUCUGAAGAUUUUUUUGGAUUGCUAUUUGUACAGUAUACUAUAAAGUUUUGUUUGAUAGGGAACAUAACUUUCUCUAAGAGAGUACACCACUAAAUGGAAGUAGUCACUCCACUUUUCAGUUCAGAAGUGUUGUGACCAGUGGACCAAGGAUUAUGCCUCAGGAACUGUUUGGCUUGUUAAUCACAUUGAAAGUAGAGGUGGCAUGUAUCAUCAUCUUCUGUGUGUAAAUUGUACACUCAGUUUAUUGGUAAAGCUGAUGUUAAAACAGAUGUAAGUGAUAAUUUGUCAAAUUAAAUUAGAGGUUCUUCUACAAAA